Messenger RNA from Spinacia oleracea (spinach), 2298 nucleotides. RefSeq names its product aminopeptidase M1-like. The transcript has 6 exons. Gene Ontology annotation, molecular function: metalloaminopeptidase activity; zinc ion binding; peptide binding. Gene Ontology annotation, biological process: peptide catabolic process; proteolysis. Gene Ontology annotation, cellular component: membrane; cytoplasm. The coding region runs from base 1224 to 1820 and encodes 198 amino acids. NCBI's taxonomy places the organism in Eukaryota, Viridiplantae, Streptophyta, Magnoliopsida, Caryophyllales, Amaranthaceae. The record is from RefSeq and is a predicted model, not a curated record.
CGAAGUCCCAAAGUUAUAAAAGAGAGUGGGAAUAAGUUGGGCAUUUUCACUGCUUUAGAAACUCCACCCAAAUCGCCGCCACAUUUCGAUUCUGAAUGAUCUUCUCUCUCUCUCUAUUCUCCCUUUGUCUCUUCUCCUAUUUCUUCAAUCUUAUUUGAUUUCUAUGAUUCACUAAUUAAUUCUUAUCAGAUUGCCUCGUUGGUUUUAAUUGAAGAACCCUAAUUCACAUACACAAUGAUCAGACGACAACGCACCACCUUCCAGCGAACAGUCGGUGACGCACCACCACCUAGACAACACGACGUCGCCACACCACCACCUAGACAACGGGGUAUAUGGGUAGACAAGGGUGGAAACCUGGAAGGCCAAAACGAAAAGUGGCUUGACGAGAGUUUAACAAAGACAAAAUGAAAAGGAGAGGAGUGUGUUUCAUCAGAGAAACCAGCCACAGAGGAUGACGACAAUGGAAAAUCAACGACUGUUCCCGAUCAAUAGAUUGAUUUUGGCUUUGAUCCUCUAUCAAUCUGUUAAUCGAUUGUGCACUUCAAAUAAGCGCAAUAGAGGAAUUGACUCUUCAAACUGUGAAGAUUCAGAUGGGCGAUACCGGUGAUAGACGAGGAACGAAGCGAGUGCCAGCUGAGCCACCGCCCUAAAUCCUACCAGGACUUCUUGGAUGAAACUCGGAGCCACAAACAAAAGACUGAAAGGCAGGCUUCAUAUACUUAUCUCCUAAGAAAAAAUAUGUUCUCACUCCUGUCACUGUUUUUAGUGUAAAUAUGUAUAAUUGAAUUGGCAAGCCUAUCAUAGAAAUAAGAAGACAUUGUUAAGUGGGAAUCAAGCCGUAAGAAAAAAGCGAUAGUUCUGGACAAGCUUAAGGUAUAACCUUUUACUAGAUUACAAAAUAAAAUGCAAGGAUUUUGUUCGGAACAGAAGCACUUAAACUUAGGGUUAGAGAUUUUCAAUUUAGAACAAUAAUCAGAAGAAUUCCUUGAAAAUAAUGGAGUUGGGUUGUGUCAUCACUGUGAUUAUGCGCAUAACUAUUUGUUUGGUGAUUUUCCUACUACUAGUGAUAUCGAUUUGUAGGUAAACACUAAGUUGUCAAAAAUGCUAACAUUACCAAGUCUUAGGAAUUCUUGAUUGUUGUUUGCAGUGAUGCAGUCUGAUCAAGUUUUGUUUAAACUUUAAUUUGCUCGCCAAUCUGUUUACAGCUCCUUAUUUAUUGUAUGAAUUUCGUUUAUCUCUUUUCUGUUCAGGCUACAUUCAAGAUUACCCUGGAUGUUCCAUCUAAUCUUAUAGCACUCUCCAACAUGCCUGUCAUUGAAGAAAAGAAAGAAGGAGAUCUUAAGACUGUUUACUUUGAGGAGUCACCAAUCAUGUCGACAUACUUGGUUGCUGUAGUUGUGGGUUUGUUUGAUUUUGUGGAAAGUAGCACAUCUGAUGGUAUUAAAGUUAGAUGUUAUUGUCAAGUUGGCAAGUCAGACCAAGGGAAGUUUGCUUUAGAGGUUGCUGUUAAGACCCUUGAAUUAUAUAAAGAGUAUUUUGAGGUGCCUUACGCCUUGCCCAAAUUGGAUAUGAUUGCGAUUCCUGAUUUUGCUGCUGGUGCCAUGGAGAACUAUGGUUUGGUCACAUAUCGUGAGAAUGCAUUGCUGUAUGAUGAGAAGCACUCCGCUGCUGCUAACAAGCAAAGGGUUGCUAUCGUGGUUGCUCAUGAAUUAGCUCAUCAGUGGUUUGGAAAUCUCGUGACUAUGGAAUGGUGGACUCAUUUGUGGUUGAAUGAGGGAUUUGCAACAUGGCGGAACGAGGAUGCAUGCAUUGGGUGAACGAGCACAUUUAUUUUGCUUGGGAUUAUGCCAUGGCUUAAAUUUAGAGUACAUUGCUUCAUAAAGACUUUGAAUCUAUGGUUGAGGUAAAUAUUUUAUCAGAGCUACUGACGUUUCCAUAAUUCAUAUUACCAUCAUGGUUUCGUCCUGGUUAUCUGAUUUUUAUACUUUUUAUACAUAUAUUAGGAUAAAAUAGAUCAAGAUAAAAUAUUGGUUGUGUUGUUGUUUAAAGCUUCUAUUUUGGGAGGUGUUGUUGUUGCUUGAUCGAGGUGCUGCUGGUGCUUGGAGCGUAGCUUCGAGGUGAUGUACGUCUGCUUGGAGCUGUUUUGGAAUUUAGUGGUCUAAAGACCGAAGUUGACUGAAGUUGACUUUCUUUUUUGUUUUGAUUAUUAGAUUUCUUAGCCAAACAAAAGUUGGUGUUUGUGAAUGUUUUUGUAAGAAACUAUGAAAUUAUAUCAAUUUAAAUUAUUGUCUAUCG